This is a messenger RNA of Pelobates fuscus (common spadefoot toad), 1936 nucleotides long. It is a transcript of the gene SERPINC1, whose product is annotated as serpin family C member 1. Gene Ontology annotation, biological process: negative regulation of endopeptidase activity. The coding region runs from base 177 to 1541 and encodes 454 amino acids. The transcript has 7 exons. Gene Ontology annotation, molecular function: serine-type endopeptidase inhibitor activity. The record is from RefSeq and is a predicted model, not a curated record. NCBI's taxonomy places the organism in Eukaryota, Metazoa, Chordata, Amphibia, Anura, Pelobatidae.
UGUUUAAGGUUUGAUGUGGCUGCCUGGUCAUCUACCCCUCACCCUGUGCCCUUGUGUAUCCCUGACCUGUGCAAAAGGAACAGACUCAGUAUCGAACCUGCUGGGACACCUAGCAGAUUUCGUUUCUAUCCCUUGGCUGAACACGGACUACUGGAAGGCAGACCCUAGCUGCAGGUAUGCAUCUCUUUCUACUGGUACUUGUAAGCCUUGUAGGCUUGAGUUUCUCUCAAACACAGUAUCCUGAUGUCUGCACAGCUAAAUCCAAAGAUAUCCCUCUGAGUCCACUCUGUGUAUACCGGAAACCGGCAGAGAAAGAAGAAAAUAAGCAGAAAGACCCCACAACACCUGAAGAGAAGGUCCCUGAUGCUACCAACCCCAGGGUCUGGGAGCUCUCUAAGGCAAAUACCAAGUUUGCAAUGGAUUUCUACAAAAUUGUGGCUGACUCUAAAGCCGAUUCUGAAAACCUCUUCAUGUCCCCUUUAAGCAUUUCCCAAGCGUUUACCAUGACAAAACUGGGAGCGUGCGAAAACACCUUGAAGCAACUCAUGGAGGUCUUUCGGUUUGAGUCAAUUUCUGAAAAGGCCUCGGAUCAGAUUCAUGUAUACUUCGCAAAACUAAAUUGCCGCCUCUACAGAAAGGCAAAUAAAUCAUCGGAGCUGGUAUCAGCUAACCGUCUUUUUGGCGAUAAGUCUCUGACCUUUAAUGACACAUACCAAGAAAUCAGCGAGAUAUUUUAUGGCGCCAAGCUUUGGCCUCUAAAUUUUAAGGAUAAACCUGAAGAAUCCCGUGAAAUUAUAAACAAUUGGGUGUCCAAUAAAACUGAGAAACGUAUCACCGACGUUAUUCCAGAGGGCGCCAUCACCCCCUUAACUACAUUGGUGCUUGUAAACGCCAUCUAUUUUAAGGGCCAGUGGAAAUCUAUGUUUGAUCCGGAAAACACAAAAUUAGAUUUAUUCUAUCGGCCAUGGACAAACGAAACCUACAGUGUUCCCACUAUGUACCAGGAAGGGCUAUUUCGCUAUGGAUCAUUUAAGAAAGAUGGAAUUCAAAUCCUUGAACUGCCUUACAAAGGAGAUGACAUUUCUAUGGUUUUCAUUUUGCCAUCACAUGACACUCCAUUGGAGGUCAUAGAAAAGGAUAUUACUUUGGAGAAAUUAACCAACUGGCUCGAUAAGUCUCAUCUUGUACAGACAUCAGUUCAUAUCCCCAGAUUCAAAAUUGAGGGAGCUUUUAGUGUCAAGGAAAGUCUGGAAAAAAUGGGUCUGGUGGACCUCUUUGACCCAAAUAAUGCUAAGCUUCCAGGAAUUGUUGCUGGUGGGAGAACUGACCUUUAUGUAUCUGAUGCAUACCAUAAGGCCUAUUUAGAUGUUAAUGAGGAAGGCAGCGAAGCAAGUGCAGCUACGGCUGUGGUGGUGACUGGCCGAUCAUUGAACAUGAAUCGAAAUGUGUUUAGAGCCAACCGGCCUUGCCUUCUCUUAAUUCGAGAAGUAUCAUUAAAUGCAGUUAUAUUUAUGGGUAGAAUGUCGGACCCAGGUCAAUAAUACAUUCAAUAUAUAAUAUUACUGUUAUGUAAUGAACAGUGAGUAUAAUUUCUAUCUCACUUAUUAGCCCCAACUAAUAGAACAGGUUACAGUAAUAAAUGUAUACAUUAUUAUUAUCAUUAUACAAAAGCUUCAGUAAUAUCUUGCAACCACAACUCUAACUGAACGUAGGCAUGUUUGCCUGCUAAAGGCAUACAAUUUAAAUCAUUCUGUUUAAAUGCAACAGAGUGCUUUUUCUUCUGACAUUUUUUUUUAUUCAUACUUUCAUACUAGUGCCAUUUUUAAUAAUUACACACCAUGUUUGUUUUUUUCUUUCCUUCAAAUCCAGUUUACUGUCUUAAGUAGCAUAAAUGUAAUUUUAGUUUGAAAUAAACUGUUAUGACUUGCAUAGAAAA